AUGGCGAAUCAAUCCCAGAAAACUGUAUACAAGCUGGUGCUGACCGGGGGUCCUUGCGGCGGAAAAACCACCGGGCAAUCUCGACUUAGUACAUUCUUCGAAAACUUGGGAUGGAAGGUGUUCCGGGUGCCGGAAACGGCUACCGUCCUCUUAAGUGGUGGUGUGAAGUUUGUGGAUCUCAGUCCAGAGGAAGCUAACAAAUUUCAAGAGAAUCUCCUAAAGACGAUGAUACAAAUCGAGAACACCUUCUUCGAGUUGGGCAGGACGUGCCAGAGGAACUGCCUGAUCAUUUGCGACCGAGGAGCCAUGGACGCUAGUGCAUUUAUUUCCAAAGAAAAAUGGGAGGCUAUGUUGAGCACGAACAAUUGGAAUUGCGUAGAGCUUCGGGAUAACAGAUAUAAUCAUAUUGUUCAUAUGGUAUCUGCUGCGAACGGAGCUGAGGACUUCUAUUCUACUGAGGACCACGCAUGUCGAUCCGAAGGAGUCGAGCUCGCUAGAGAGCUGGAUUACAACGCGGCCGCGGCCUGGGUGGGUCACCCUUAUUUCGACGUCAUCGACAACUCCACCGACUUCGACAAGAAGAUGAACCGUCUCAUCGCAUGCAUAUGCCAACGCAUCGGCAUCGACACGGGCGACCGUCUCAACGUGAACGCGAAGAAACGCAAGUUCCUCGUCAGAUGCCCACUACCAGCUGACGUCGAGUUCCCGCCCUUCCAAGACUUCGACGUGGAGCACAAUUAUCUGCAAAGCGACUUCCGAAAAGCCCAAGUGCGGUUACGGAAACGCGGUCAAAAGGGCCACUGGUCCUACAUACACACGGUCAGGAAGUUUCACCCCAACGGACAGUCUGUGGAAGUGCGUACGCAGUUGACGCAUCGAGAUUACUUAAACAUGCUUCCGCAGCGUGACGACGCGCAUUUCACGAUAUUCAAGAAACGACGAUGUUUUAUCUACAACAAUCAAUACUACCAGCUGGAUAUUUAUAGACAACCGACGCAUCCAAGGUGUCGUGGCAUGGUUCUGCUGGAGACGUACAGCGCGGCGUACGAUCAGGAUGCCCUUCUCGCGACGUUACCAAAGUUCCUGACAAUAGAGAAGGAGGUCACAGGAGACCCAGCAUAUUCUAUGUACAAUCUGUCUUUAAAAGAGGACUGGAAAACUUCAAAAAGGUACUACGCCGGGUCUGGCGCUAACGGACAAGCUAGAUACAAAGGGGACAAAAUAAACGGACACGAAAGAAAUCAACACCCCGAGUCUAAAGUAAACGGACACAAUAAAAUGAUCGGAUGUGAUGACAAAACUACGGGACACUCUGAACAUAAAAUGAACGGACAUGCAAAAAUUAACGCCAACAAAAUGAACGGCCACUAUAAAAUUAAUGGUCAUCACGGAUCCAUCGCCAAUGGAAUUUCAAAUGGUCUGCACGACAAUGAAAUGGAGCAUCUCAAGACGAACGGCAUACACGUGCCCUCACCAAAGAUAAAAAAAGUUGCUAUAAAAACAUAG
Messenger RNA from Leptosia nina, 1506 nucleotides. Lineage: Eukaryota; Metazoa; Arthropoda; Insecta; Lepidoptera; Pieridae. The record is from the annotation of a GenBank genome assembly.